AUGGUUAGUCUUAAUGAAAAAAAAUCUAAAAUUCGAUAUGUUGUACAAAACAAAACUGAAUGGGUUGAUGAUGGAAAUAAAUUUGGUAAGAAAAUGCUUGAAAAAAUGGGUUGGAAAAAAGGUGUUGGAUUAGGAAAAAAUGAAGAUGGAAGAACAGAACAUAUUGAUUUAAAAUAUAAAGCGAAUUUAAAAGGAGUUGGUUUUAUAAAUGGUCAAUAUGAUUCAACAUGGAUAACACAUUCACAAUCAUUUGAUUCACUUCUUAAACAACUUAAACAAUCUCAUCCAUCAUCUUCUUCACCGUCUCUUCAUGAUUUUAAUCAAACUGUUCAACAAACGAAAACAAGAUUUACUUAUAAAAAACAAUCAAGUGGAAAAGAUUUAAGUUCAAGAUCAAAUAAUGAACUUGAUUGUAUAUUUGGUUGGAAUAAAACAAAUAAAAUAAAUAUUGAUCAAACAAAACAAGACGAUUAUAAUAAUGAAGAAAAGAAUAUUGAAAUAAUAUCAGAUAAUCUUUAUAAAACAAGUAAACAAUCAAUUCAAGAUUAUUUUAAAGAUAAAUCAAAAAAAAAGGCUCAACAUCUAUCUGAACAAUCAAUAUAUACAAAUAAUCAUCAGAUUAAUUCAGUUGAUCAAUGUUCAUAUUCUGAAGAAAUUUUAGUAAAUGAUUCAAUUAAUCAAUUCAUUGAUCAACAAAUUCAAUCGAAAUCUGAAACAACUUCGGAAAAUAAAAGAAAACAUCAUAAAGAAUCAAUCAAUGAUAUUGAUCAAUCAGAUAAAACAAAUAAAAAGAAUAAAUCUAUCAUAUCAAAUAUUGAAGAUCUAUAUAGAGGUUCAAAUAUAUCAGAAUUAGAAGGAUAUCAAGGUUGGAAUAUUGAUUCAUCUUUAGAUAAUAUUAUUAAAAAAAAAGAUAAACAAAAAAAACGACACAAAUAA
Rotaria sp. Silwood1 is the source of this 936-nucleotide messenger RNA. The record is from the annotation of a GenBank genome assembly. Lineage: Eukaryota; Metazoa; Rotifera; Eurotatoria; Philodinida; Philodinidae.